Messenger RNA from Dacryopinax primogenitus, 948 nucleotides. RefSeq lists its product as uncharacterized. The coding region runs from base 1 to 948 and encodes 315 amino acids. The transcript has a single exon. NCBI's taxonomy places the organism in Eukaryota, Fungi, Basidiomycota, Dacrymycetes, Dacrymycetales, Dacrymycetaceae. The record is from RefSeq and is a predicted model, not a curated record.
AUGAGCUCCUCAUCACUCUCUCUGACCACCAUCACUCGUCCUUAUGCGCCUUGUCCAGCUAACAAGAUGUGCGCGUCGACAACAACUUUGACUGCCACUACCUCGCGCGCAGGUCUGAUCUUAGUACCGUCUAGAUCAGCCUGGGUGCGAUCUGUAAUCGUCCAACGAAGAUAUGUCACUACUUCGAGCGAACCAAGCACGGUGAACAAUCCACCGUCCAAUUCAUCUACUGGACCUACAGCCUCCUCACCGAGCCCUGCAAAUAUCUCAGACGUGCGAUCAAGCCCCUACCGCCGGCAGAUCAGGCUCUCUAUCAUCCACGAUCCGAAGCCGUACUACCAGCAGCCCGGGGAGAGUCAGCUCCCACCACCUGCACACUAUCAGCCCCACGCGUCCCAGGAAAGCUGGAUACAGAAUGCAAGAGCUACGUGGCGGUUUGCGCUGAGGGAAUCGGAUGAACAGAUGGAGCGAGAUCGGAAUAGCCAGUCCACGUCGUCAAAGGAGAAUGAGAGGGAGAACGAGAACGAGAGCGAAGCCAAAGAGAAAGCAGCAAAGGAGAGAGCAGCAAUGGAAGAGGCUGAUGUGCGGACAAAACGGCUGGAGACGGAGCGCGCUGAGCUGAUGCGCAAAGCCCGAGCUAUGCAUGCCUCUGACAAUGCCGAUAUGGACCAGGAAGGGAACUGGACCACAAGCCCCCACAUGACCUGGGUCGAUUGGGCGAUCGUUAGCGGUAUCAUAUGGGGUGCGAUCAUAUGGAUGACAGGGAAGGACUUGCGGGACGAAGUGGAGAAGAAGAGGAAGAAGAAGGUCGACGAGGCGCUUGAGAAGGAACGAGGGAGAGAGACGAAGGGGGAGGAACAGGAGGUUUCGCAGGUGGAGGGUAGGAGGGAGAAGAGGGAACGGGAUGGGUGGGAAGGGACUGAGAGCGAGUGGACGACGGAUCGUUAA